Molecule: messenger RNA, 2212 nt
Organism: Serinus canaria (Common canary)
Lineage: Eukaryota; Metazoa; Chordata; Aves; Passeriformes; Fringillidae
Gene: UBE2G1
Product: ubiquitin conjugating enzyme E2 G1
Exons: 7
Coding region: 194-997 (267 amino acids)
Biological process (GO): protein polyubiquitination; proteasome-mediated ubiquitin-dependent protein catabolic process
Molecular function (GO): ubiquitin conjugating enzyme activity
Source: RefSeq, a predicted model, not a curated record
GUGGAAGAGCGUCCCCUCGGCUGUCCCUGUCCCGCCGGGGGAGCGCGGGGUGGCACCGGCCGGGCUUGUCGGCACCCCCCAGCCCCCCGGUACUAAGCCUGGAGGACUGAGGACUCCUCCUCCCCUCCCCUUGCGGUCCCGUCUCCCUGGGUCGGGGGAGAACCGAGCCGGAGCUCGCCCCGCAGCGCGGGGGAUGCGUGCGGGCUGCUGUUUGAGGGUGUUUCUGAGGCGCCGGAAAGAAGCGGAGGAAGAACGAUUGUUCCCCCACCCCCGGAACGAGGCACUCCGGGCCCAGGCUGACUCCCCGCACUCGCACCCCUUCCCGAGGGAACCUGCGGUGCCCUCGUCCCGCCUCCCCUCACCGGCUCCCCCUCACCUCCCGUGCCCGGGAGGGGGAGGCCGCUGGCCCCUUUGUUGUCAGGAGAAGCGGCGGGGGCUCCGCAGGCACCGGCGGGGGGGACAUGACCGGGCAGCAGCGGUAAUCGUGCUCAACAAAAGAAAGUUGGACAUUUGGUUGAAGUCUCUUGAUAAGCUCAACAAAAAUCCAGUGGAAGGCUUUUCAGCGGGCUUAAUAGAUGACAAUGAUCUUUAUCGAUGGGAAGUCCUUAUUAUUGGUCCUCCAGAUACACUAUAUGAAGGUGGUGUUUUCAAGGCUCAUCUUACUUUUCCAAAAGACUACCCACUGAGGCCGCCAAAAAUGAAAUUCAUCACAGAAAUCUGGCAUCCGAAUGUUGACAAGAACGGCGAUGUCUGCAUUUCAAUUCUUCAUGAGCCUGGAGAAGACAAAUAUGGCUAUGAAAAACCUGAGGAACGCUGGCUUCCCAUUCACACAGUGGAAACUAUCAUGAUUAGUGUUAUUUCUAUGCUGGCAGAUCCCAAUGGUGAUUCUCCUGCUAAUGUUGAUGCAGCGAAAGAAUGGAGAGAAGACAGAAAUGGAGAAUUUAAAAGAAAAGUUGCCCGCUGUGUAAGAAAAAGCCAAGAAACUGCUUUUGAGUGACACUUAUUCAGCAGCUAGUAGCUUCACUUUUUUCAGGGUCUCCAAUUGAGAAACAUGGCACUGUUUUUUUUCCUGCACUCUACCCACCUAUUGCUGGACUUCUGUUGUUACAAGUUGGCAAACACUGGCUGGAACUGGGCUGCAAUAAAACAUGCCAGUUAUCAAUGCUGACAAGAGCCUAACAAGUGCCAACACAAGAUGAUUACGCAUUUUGAAAUCUAAUGAACUGCUUUAACCUUCAGGAAGAAUUGUAAAGAUGUGUACAUAGCACAACAUGAUCCGGAUAAUAUAUAUACUGUUCAUGUACAUCCACAAAUACACAUUGUACCAAAUAAUGCUGUCUGUAGUUAGGGAUAGAAUUGUGUAAAUUCUAAAGAUUUUAGCAGGUUUUUUCUCUCCCUAUUCAUUGUUUCUUGAGUUAAAAAAAACAGCAACUUGUGAAGCAUGUCAAAACCAAUUAGGAUACUAAGUUGGCUUUUUUGGUUUGUUUUUUUUUUUUCCCCUCCCACUUUAAUUUUCCUUUGACCCACCGAGGCUUAAUUAAAAUUUCUUGCUUAUUAAAGUUUAGUAUCUUUUUUUUUUUUUUUUUUUGAAAUGUGGUCCCUUUUAUUUCCCCCAUCAGAACUCUACAAUUAAACCCUGAAAGGAUUUCCUAUCAAUUACUUGUGUCUUCUUUUAUGAUGACCCUUGUAGUCUCAAAGGUGCUUUUUUUUUCUUCCCACCCCUUUUUUAAACCCAGUUACUCAUCCUUCUUGAAUUUGGUAUAGCAAUAAAACUGGCCAUGGAGCACCCUUGAGCAGCCUAAUGAAUUUUUAACUUCCAGGGACUUGACUGCUUUCACUUGGAAGUUUGGUUGACUAAGUUAGUCCAAGAUAGGAAUGAGCUGCUUUUUAUGGGUGAAAUUUUUGGUUUGCCUUUUUCAUUGCCUGUUUGUGGGGUGGGGUGUGUGUGGGGGGAGGCUUGUUUUUUCUCAAGGUUGAGUUCAAGCAUGCACAUCUGUAGGCUUUCAAAUGACUAACUUCUGGGUUUGGUAUCAAAAAUAGUUUCCCUCCUUUACUCUUUUCUGUGGCCCUUCAUCUGCUUUGCCUUCUACUUCAGAGUUUUCCUCACCUAAUGUACAAAGAAAAUGGCGAUGUAUAUUUUCAUGUAAUUUGAUUUUUGGAAUUCUGUCACCUUCUGUAGUGAGUUCUUCCAAAAUAUAAUUUUUUCCAAUAA